AUGCUCGACUACCCAUUAACACAUCCGACCACUUCCGGGUCCCGUUACUCUCCAAUUCUUGCCACCUCAUCUGGCUCAACGUCUGGAUCGAAUUCUGACGAGGACACUCUAGAAAAAGGUCAAAAAGAUAACUAUCGAUUGAUUCGAAAACGAAUCAGCGAAGAGGACGAAGAAAACUAUCCAGAAGGUGUGGAAAACAGCAAUACAGUACUACUAAUGGCUGAUACGGUUACUGUAAGUGUUUUCUACAUCUAUAAAAAGUUUAAAAAAAGAAAUAAAAACCAAAUCGAGCGACUUGGAGUCCAACCAGGGAGUCACAGAUCCAAAAGCAACGCGCUUGCCGACUGCGCCACAGCCCAACACGUCAGAGCAGGAGGUGGAGGGCUUAUAGAAGAGUGGUGGUGGUGGGUGCAUGAGAGAGGAAAAGGGAGAUGGCGCGUGUGGCCAAGAAUAGAAUAA
Caenorhabditis briggsae is the source of this 459-nucleotide messenger RNA. The transcript is spliced from 2 exons. Bases 1 to 459 code for a protein of 152 amino acids. The record is from RefSeq and is a predicted model, not a curated record. NCBI's taxonomy places the organism in Eukaryota, Metazoa, Nematoda, Chromadorea, Rhabditida, Rhabditidae.